Molecule: messenger RNA, 2049 nt
Organism: Hemibagrus wyckioides
Lineage: Eukaryota; Metazoa; Chordata; Actinopteri; Siluriformes; Bagridae
Gene: klf2a
Product: Kruppel like factor 2a
Exons: 3
Coding region: 184-1335 (383 amino acids)
Biological process (GO): regulation of transcription by RNA polymerase II
Molecular function (GO): DNA-binding transcription factor activity, RNA polymerase II-specific; RNA polymerase II cis-regulatory region sequence-specific DNA binding
Source: RefSeq, a predicted model, not a curated record
AGCUUCAUAGAGAGACAUAAAGGAGAAAGAGAGACAGAGCACGAGCUGGAGUGUUUUCUUUACUAACACACGCAGAUAUACGUACACAGUGUUGGUGCACGGAUCACGGCUGCUCACUCCUGAAGCUCGAGCAGCCUUGAGAACGAAAUUCUUUCUUGAAUACUUUUCCUGAAUUGACUGGAGAUGGCCUUAAGCGGGACCAUUUUGCCAUCCAUUUCAACUUUCUCCGUGCAGAGGGAAAAAUGCUGGGAAAACAGAUGGAAGGAUGAGUCCUUGCUGUCCAGCUGCUCAGCUGAUCUGUCUCAGGGCAUGAGCGCCUUUGUUAGAGGAGAUGAUGAAGACCUUGACAAAUACCUGGACCUGGAAUUUAUUCUGGCCAACACGGCAGGGUCAGAGAGCCUCUCGGCACAAGGCAUGAGUGUGGCAAACGACUACAGGAUGCAGGAGUGCAGAAAUGUGUACACAUCAGCUCCUUCUUCGGUGUAUUCAGUGCCCGAGCUGAACACCUCUCCACCACCUUACGGCGUCAGCCUGAUGGCCGAGCUCCUGCGUCCAGAGGUGGAUACAUACUGCCCACCUCCUCCUCAUCCUCCUCCCAACAGCAACACCAUUGUCCAGGGAAGAUUCCUGGUCCGGUCGGCGUUCUCCAAUCAGGAUGUCGCAGAGCACAUCAAAGUGGAGCCGUGUAUGGAUGGUUACGGACCUGUAGUGGGCAUGGUGCCUAAAAUUAAGCGAGAGAGCGACAGUUCUUGCAUGAGGGCUUACGAACAGCCUCUGCUUGCUCAUUCGCCUCAGGGAUCAGGGAGCAUGACGCCGCCUUUGAGCCCAGCCGAGAUCAACGCACUUAACACAGACGCUCAGAGCCAGCUGUGCCACUCGGUGCCAUAUUCACAGAGCUAUGCAUGCCACGGCCCCACACACAUACAGCUCCCGUAUCAAAGUGCACCACCUCGCUUCGACACCAUGGCAGUGCCAAACGGCGGGCAGAGGGUUCUCCUUACACCUCCUUCGUCCCCGUUAGAGCUAGACGCCAAACCAAAGAGGGGGAGACGCACGUGGCCAAGGAAGAGAACAGCAACUCAUACGUGCACUUACGCCGGAUGUGGCAAGACUUACACCAAGAGCUCACAUCUGAAGGCGCACCAAAGGACACACACAGGUGAGAAACCUUAUCACUGCAGUUGGGAAGGUUGCGGUUGGAAGUUCGCCCGCUCUGAUGAACUGACUCGUCAUUUCCGGAAGCACACUGGUCACCGACCCUUCCAGUGUCACCUCUGCGAGCGUGCCUUCUCCAGGUCUGACCAUCUCGCACUGCACAUGAAGCGCCACAUGUAGAACCUGGAACCGAGCAUGGACUAAAGCGCAGUGCUAUCCUGUGACGAUUAAGAUGUUCUUCUUUUAUUGCUUUAGACAGCAGAGGUUCUCAAUCCAAGCUUCUUGAGAAACUCUAAUCUAUAGACUGGACAUUGUGCUGAAUGUUAUGCAACCAUUUUCCUCUCAUGAUGUAGCUGGUACUACUUUUUUUUUAUAUUUGACAAAGAUUAAAAAAAGAAAAGACACAGAACCACUUGUAAGAAUGAGUAGGCUGGACCUGCACAACUCUGACGCAACUGGAAUCAGUAGAAACAUGCAACAUGAUGUGCCUCUCACGUCACGAUCGUGCCUUUUAUUAUUAUAUUUUUAAAUAAAUUGCAUCUAGACUAUACAUCUCAAGCGCCAUAAAAUGAUCUUAUAUGUAAAAAAAAAUGAAAUAAGCUUUCAGACAAUGUUUUUAUUUUUUAAAACUGCCACUCAAGCCAUGUGAAAACUGAAUGUUUUGGACAGUAUAUUUGUAUAUUAACCUUUAAAUCAGGGUCUUUUUUUUAUUUUUUAUUUUAAUGUUUUAUAAGUAUUUUAAAUUGUAUUACAAACUGUCCCCAUGUUCAACAUGACAUGAAAAGGGCUACAAUUUUGAACUGUGUUUUUGGGACAAAGUCUUUUGACUUGUACAUAAUUUAUGUGAUGUAAAUAGUGUAUUUACUGUACAUAUUAAACUUAACUGAGAUUCUA